Molecule: messenger RNA, 3977 nt
Organism: Pristis pectinata (smalltooth sawfish)
Lineage: Eukaryota; Metazoa; Chordata; Chondrichthyes; Rhinopristiformes; Pristidae
Gene: chst10
Product: carbohydrate sulfotransferase 10
Exons: 6
Coding region: 136-1215 (359 amino acids)
Biological process (GO): proteoglycan biosynthetic process; carbohydrate biosynthetic process
Cellular component (GO): membrane
Molecular function (GO): sulfotransferase activity
Source: RefSeq, a predicted model, not a curated record
ACGUCCACUGGGGCGCUGUAGCGGGCUGUGAUGGGCGGCGGGGCUGGCGCUAUGUCGGAGGAGCGAACGUGAGGGAGCCGGGCUGCUGCGGGCUCAUGGUCGCUCCCUCGGCCUGACGUGCAGAACACAUGGCUUAUGUCUGAAAACAUGCGGCACCGAUAUUUGCUGCUGGUUAUAUGUGGAUGGGUAUCUUUCACGUUGCUGUUUGUCCUACUUCUCAAAGAUAAAGGAAGUAGAACAGAAUAUGGUACUAAACCACAAAUGUUGGAUGAUACUGUGACGACAUACAUUAAGAAACUAAAGCUUCAAGAAGAACCUUUACUUGCAAGUAAUCAGCCUACACAAAGUCCAUGGAAUGAAGUGGAUUUACAGUGGGAUGCAGUACAUAUUGAACGGCUGAGUCUUCUUGAGAACGUGUGCAAAAAUACUUCUUUAAGGAAUCUGACACAUUCUUCUAUCACACAGUUUGUCUUGGACCGUAUAUUUGUGUGUGAUAAACAUAAAAUCUUAUUCUGUCAAACCCCAAAAGUUGGUAAUACGCAGUGGAAGAAAGUUCUUAUUGUUUUAAACGGAGAAUUUAAAUCCAUUGAAGACAUCCCUGAGCCUUUGAUCCAUAAUCAUGAGAAGAAUGGCCUACCUCGCUUAUCAUCAUACAGUGCACCAGAAGUAACAAAAAGAUUGAAUACAUACUUCAAAUUCUUCAUUGUAAGGGAUCCAUUUGAAAGGCUUAUUUCUGCAUUCAAAGACAAGUUUCUAAAGAAUCCUCGAUUUGAGCCAUGGUACAAAGUUAAAAUUGCUCCAGCAAUCAUUCAAAAGUAUAGGAAGAAUCGGACAGAGACUAAAGGACUCCAAUUUGAUGAUUUUAUUCGCUAUCUAGGUGAUCCUAACCACAAGUGGCUUGAUGUUAAAAUAGGAAGCUCUAUUAUUCAUUGGGCUACUUAUGUUGAGCUUUGUGCACCUUGUGAAAUCAAGUAUGAUAUCAUUGGACAUCAUGAAACACUGGAAAAAGAUGCUCCAUACAUAAUAAAGAAAGCAGGAAUAAAUAAUUUGGUGUCCUAUCCCCAAAUCCCACCUGGUAUUACAACAUACAACAGAACUAAGAUUGAGCAGUAUUUUGCUGGAAUUGACAAGCGAGAUAUAAAACACCUUGCUGCUCGUUUCCAAGGAGAUUUCAAACUGUUUGGUUAUGCUGAACCUGAUUUUUUGCUAAAUUGAUAUACUUAAGUAUUGUGCCUGUUGUGUGGUGGUACAGUGCAUAUUUAUAUUUCUUUUGGGGUUUUUUUUGUUACACAAUGCUAUCACCAGCAGAGGUCAAUGAAAUCACUGAGUGAAGGAAACCUGAAACCUCUUAAGUUUAAUCCAUGCAUGUUUGCAGGCACAACAUGAUCUUUAGAGGUAGAUAAGUAGUAGUUUGAUGCAUGGAGCCCAACAAAACAACAUUAUAUGUUGCUAAAAUUUAAUGAAAGUAUUUCCAUAGACAAGGACAGUAAAAGUCAAUUGAAUUGCUGAGCAAAACAUCAGUUGUAAGAUAUUUCUUUGUUUAUUGACCCCAAUGCUGUAUUGUCUUUGUCAGAUGUUCAGUCACAGAUACUGAAAUAAAACCAUUUAGUUUAAAGUUAGGUGUAAACAUUGCUGCUUAGGAAGUCUUUUAAUACAAAAGAUAAAAUAUAAUUUGGACAUUUACAGCUGCAUAGUUUAUUUGCAAAAACAUCCAAUGGUCAGUUUGUGAACUUGGUUUCAAUUCUUCCCACCUUCGACUACCCCACUCACCAAUUAUAGGCAGGAAAUAAAACUUUUUAAGGAGUUGGUGAGAAAACAUUAUUUAGAUUUAGUUGCAAUUUAUUUUGUUUUCCUAUGAAUACCCAGCAUAUGUGGUGGUGAAUAUUGAUAGAAACUGCUCAAACAUGCAGCAAACAAUUCUGAAAUAGUCCAACAAUAUGCUGGAGCAUCAAACAGCUAACUGCCUAAGCCACUAAACAACUGUUAGUUCUAAACUUUUAAGUUUAUCUACUGAUAAAUGCACUAUACAAUUAUAAAGAUUAAUUUCACAAAAUAGACUUUUAUUUUAUAAAGCUAUUUAGGAGUACUUGAAUUUCUGUGCAUCAUGAUUCCAAUAUUUAAAUAUGCUAGUUGACAAUUAUUAAAUAAUCAUUUGAGUAAGUGUCCAUAAAUGCAUUAAAAGCUGUUCCACAAAUUACAUGCAGAAUUUUGGUUUAACCUCUCAGUUGUCAGGGCAUUAGCAUUUUUCUUCUGAAAAUGCAUUAUUUUUGUAUCUAUAAAAUAACAUGUUAUAAUACAUGAUUAUACCAAACUUUAUGAAACUUAACUUCCAGCUUUUUAACUUUGCUUCUCUUCCUCCAUGCCUCAGUGUUUGAGCAGCCAUCUGUCAUUUGCCACUUUCUGAAGUGUCUACUUCUGUGAUCUAGCUGGUUUCACAUCUUCCAAAAACUUUCCAAAGUUUCAAAAGCUCAUUUAAAACUAUUGCCAAUUUCUUGCCCCUCAUCAAAACAUAUUUAGUCAUUACCUUUCCCCCAGCGUUGUUAAAAAUUCUUAUUUUCUGUUCAAAGACUUCUGUGAUCUCACUUCUCCCUAUUUGUAUAACUUUUUUUCCCAACUCAAUAUCUCCAACUCCCACCUCCUGCAUACACUUCGUGCCUUUUGUUCUACCAUUGAAGGCUUUAGCCAAGGUCUGUAAUUCCCUUUAUAAACUUUGUCUCCCUCUUGUCCAAGAAAGUUAUUCCCAAAAUCCACAUCUUUGACCAAUAUCUUCUUCGACAAAAUUCCAGUUAGGUUGUUUUGAAUACAAGUAAUUAUUGUUACAAAGUGAAGCUCUGUUCUAUUGAACUAGCUGAAGAAUGGGUGACAGAGGAAUACAGCAGAAAUGCUCAGAGGCUCAAUUAAAAAUGCUCAAUUUUUAAGUGAAAACUUCAUGUCACAUUAUUUGUACACUGACAGAAACAAUGUAUUAGUAUUGAGUUACAUGGUAUUUAACAUAUUUUCUACAUUAAAUAUUAGUCUUCCAGAAUUCUUUUAAUGCAACAUGUUAAAAGUAACUUUCACACAGAAAAUGAUGUCGCUUUCUAUGAUAGUAUUUUCAAAAUUUUGAUGAAUCAGAUCAUUACUGCCAGGAUUACUGAGAUAAUUAUCUAGAGUGUAAGCUUGUAAAAUAACAAGAAAUGAAAGCUACCACUCUAAUUCUGAAAAUAUUCAGAAAGUAAAGUUUUAAAAAUGCUUGAAACAUUCAGUAGGACAUGACUUGCAUGUCCACCGUGUAUAUCACUUUAUUAACCUUUCAUUAUUGACUGUUACUGCUCCUUUGGUGGUUGCCAUCUUGCUCCUAUCUGUGGAAUAAUGAUUUCCCUCCUUUUAGUCAAAUUUGAUGUGAAACCUUUAAGUUAACCUUAACUCUUGAAUGAAUGGAGAGAUCACUGAAAAACCUUCAAAAACUUAGAACUUGAUCCAGUUAGUAAUGCGCGCGAGUGAUUUGGUACUUAAUCUUGAAUUAAUUUUAAGUAGCAAACAAGUAUUAGACCAGAUUUAUGAAAUAUAAUUUCUCCAAUAACUAAUUUUAUAUUACCAGAUGCAAAUAUUGAAAUAAUUGAGAAUAUAUAUGGUACUUAAGAUUUUAGUCCUUAGCUACAGUAAAAUUUAUUACAGUUUAAAUGUAACUUCCAGUUAAAGGCCUAACACCAGAGAAAAGAGCCUGUUACUUUUCACAUUUUCAUUCAUUUCAAGAAUGUACCUAGUCAAAUUCUUAUUUUAAUUUUGCUUUCUGUACAAGUGAUAUAUUAAUUUUAUUCUUCAGCUAGCCAGUUUCUCUUUAUACAAGUUCUGGAUUCAACAUUUUGGGACACCUCUUUGGCUUACAUCAAUGCUAAUUAUUCAUUCCAUUAGUAUUUGCACUAACUUCUUUGGUUUGAUUGUAAUUCUCGAUUUUGAGAUUUAGUACUGUCAAAUAAAUGCCUACUGAAACUUGG